AUGGCGGACAAGCACACGAUUGUGCUGAUGCAGCCUAGCCCCAACAAGUCGAGCCGGACAUUCGUGGAUUACAACAGCGUGGACAAGGCCAUUGACGGCAUCUGCAACGAUUUUGAGCGGCGGUUGCGAGAGCUCAAUCCGCAGUUGCGCAGCAUCACGUACGACAUUGGGGACUUGUAUAGCUGGAUCGACAACAUGCCAGACCUGAGCGCACUGGUGUUUGAGAAGCAGAUCAUGGCAUACAUCCCGUGUGGAAAAGAAUGGAUAAAAUCUAAGGCAUUCACGCACCUGCGGCGGCUGGCAGACCAGGCGGGACGGUGA
Molecule: messenger RNA, 321 nt
Organism: Chlorella variabilis
Lineage: Eukaryota; Viridiplantae; Chlorophyta; Trebouxiophyceae; Chlorellales; Chlorellaceae
Exons: 4
Coding region: 1-321 (106 amino acids)
Source: RefSeq, a predicted model, not a curated record